Messenger RNA from Procambarus clarkii (red swamp crayfish), 1890 nucleotides. NCBI's taxonomy places the organism in Eukaryota, Metazoa, Arthropoda, Malacostraca, Decapoda, Cambaridae. The record is from RefSeq and is a predicted model, not a curated record.
AUGACACAGCAGUGCUCAGUACGUCCAGUCAGUGCUCAGUACCUCCAGCCAGUGCUCAGUACCUCCAGUCAGUGCUCAGUACCUCCAGCCAGAGCUCAGUACCUCCAGUCAGUGCUCAGUACCUCCAGUCAGUGCUCAGUACCUCCAGUCAGUGCUCAGUACCUCCAGCCAGUGCUCAGUACCUCCAGUCAGUGCUCAGUACCUCCAGUCAGUGCUCAGUACCUCCAGCCAGUGCUCAGUACCUGCUGCCAGUGCUCAGUACCUCCAGCCAGUGCUCAGUACCUCCAGCCAGUGCUCAGUACCUCCAGCCAGUGCUCAGUACCUCCAGCCAGUGCUCAGUACCUGCUGCCAGUGCUAAGUACCUCCAGCCAGUGCUCAGUACCUCCAGCCAUUGCUCAGUACCUCCAGCCAGUGCUCAGUACCUCCAGUCAGUGCUCAGUACCUCCAGCCAGUGCUCAGUACCUCCAGUCAGUGAUCAGUACUUCCAGCCAGUGCUCAGUACCUCCAGUCACUGAUCAGUACUUUCAGCCAGUGCUCAGUACCUCCAUACCACCAUCACUGCUCAGUACCUCCAGCCAGUGCUCAGUACCUCCAGCCAGUGCUCAGUACCUCCAGCCAGUGCUCAGUACCUCCAGCCAGUGCUCAGUACCUCCAGCCAGUGCUCAGUACCUGCUGCCAGUGCUCAGUACCUCCAGCCAGUGCUCAGUACCUCCAGCCAUUGCUCAGUACCUCCAGCCAGUGCUCAGUACCUCCAGCCAGUGCUCAGUACCUCCAGUCAGUGAUCAGUACUUCCAGCCAGUGCUCAGUACCUCCAGUCAGUGCUCAGUACCUCCAGUCAGUGCUCAGUACCUCCAGCCAGUGCUCAGUACCUGCUGCCAGUGCUCAGUACCUCCAGCCAGUGCUCAGUACCUCCAGCCAGUGCUCAGUACCUCCAGCCAGUGCUCAGUACCUCCAGCCAGUGCUCAGUACCUGCUGCCAGUGCUAAGUACCUCCAGCCAGUGCUCAGUACCUCCAGCCAUUGCUCAGUACUUCCAGCCAGUGCUCAGUACCUCCAGUCAGUGCUCAGUACCUCCAGCCAGUGCUCAGUACCUCCACCAGUGCUCAGUACCUCCAGUCAGUGAUCAGUACUUCCAGCCAGUGCUCAGUACCUCCAGUCAGUGCUCAGUACCACCAGUCAGUGCUCAGUACCUCCAGCCAGUGCUCAGUACCUCCAGCCAGUGCUCAGUACCUCCAGCCAGUGCUCAGUACCUCCAGCCAGUGCUCAGUACCUCCAGCCAGUGCUCAGUACCUGCUGCCAAUGCUCAGUACCUCCAGCCAGUGCUCAGUACCUCCAGCCAUUGCUCAGUACCUCCAGCCAGUGCUCAGUACCUCCAGCCAUUGCUCAGUACCUCCAGCCAGUGCUCAGUACCUCCAGUCAGUGCUCAGUACCUCCAGUCAGUGCUCAGUACCUCCAGUCAGUGCUCAGUACCUCCAGCCAGUGCUCAGUACCUCCAGUCAGUGAUCAGUACUUCCAGCCAGUGCUCAGUACCUCCAGCCAGUGCUCAGUACCUCCAGCCAGUGCUCAGUACCUGCAGCCAGUGCUCAGUACCUGCUGCCAGUGCUCAGUACCUCCAGCCAGUGCUCAGUACCUCCAGCCAUUGCUCAGUACCUCCAGCCAGUGCUCAGUACCUCCAGCCAGUGAACAGUACCUCCAGGCAGUGCUCAGUACAUCCUGCCAGUGCUCAGUAUCUCAAGGCUGCUCAAUACCUCCAGCCAGUGCUCAGUACCUCCAGCCAGUGCUCAGUACCUCCAGCCAGUGCUCAGUACCUUCAGCCAGUGCUCAGUACCUCCAGCCAGUGCUCAGUACCUUCAGCCAGUGCUCAGUAUCUCAAGACAGUGCUCAGGUGCUGA